This is a messenger RNA of Oreochromis aureus, 1703 nucleotides long. RefSeq names its product tetraspanin 14 (gene tspan14). The transcript is spliced from 9 exons. NCBI's taxonomy places the organism in Eukaryota, Metazoa, Chordata, Actinopteri, Cichliformes, Cichlidae. Gene Ontology annotation, cellular component: membrane. Bases 209 to 1012 code for a protein of 267 amino acids. The record is from RefSeq and is a predicted model, not a curated record. Gene Ontology annotation, biological process: protein maturation; regulation of vascular endothelial growth factor signaling pathway; protein localization to plasma membrane.
UGUCACUGAUUCACUCUGUCUCCUGUUGCACCACAGAAGAAGAGGAAGUGCGUUAACAGCGGAAGAAAAGGAAGUUCGGCUCUCAACUCAAAGUUAAAAAAUUAUCGAUUAGAGAUCGGAGCGGGAGUAGGAUCUAUUGGUCAGUGAUCGGAGAACUUCAGCGCAUCACUUCCUGUUUGGUUAUACGUGUGUGUGGAUUCUUUCUCAGAUGUAUUACUAUCGGUAUGAGAAUGCUGAGAUCAACUGCUGCUACAAAUACCUGAUGUUCAGCUACAACAUUAUCUUCUGGCUGGCUGGCAUCGCCUUCAUUGCAGCAGGUUUCUGGGCAUGGAGUGAGAAGGGAGUGCUGAUGGACCUAACCCAGGUGACCCGGCUGCACGGGUUUGACCCAGUUUGGUUGGUUCUGGCGGUCGGUGGCAUCACCUUCAUCCUGGGGUUCGCUGGCUGCGUAGGAGCGCUGAGGGAAAACAUCUGUCUGCUGAAGUUUUUCUCAGGUGUGAUUGGCUUGAUCUUCUUCCUGGAGCUGACGGCGGCAGUGCUGGCGGUAGUUUUCCAAAGUCAGGUCAGAGCGUGGAUCAAUGAGUUCUUCCUGGCAAACAUCAAGGGGUACAGAGACGACAUCGACCUGCAGAACCUCAUCGACUCUGUGCAGAGGAUGAACGCCUGCUGUGGCGCUCAGACCCCGCAGGACUGGAACCAGAAUGUGUACUUCAGCUGCGACGAGAAUAACCGUAGCAGAGAGAAGUGCGGCGUUCCGUUCUCCUGCUGCAUCCAAGAUCCUGCUGACUUGGUGAUGAACACUCAGUGUGGCUAUGACGUGAGGCGCAACCAGUCAGAGUGGAGUAAGCAUAUCUACACCAAAGGCUGCAUUGCGGCGUUGGAGGACUGGUUGCCGAGAAACCUGUACACGGUGGCCAUCGUCUUCGUGGUCAUCUCCCUGCUGCAGAUGGUGGGGAUCUACCUGGCCAGGAAUCUGAUCGCCGACAUCGAGAAAGUUAAAUUCAGCUACUGAAGCCUGCAGGGGGGUGGAGCUUACACCAGGUGUUACAGGACCAACUUUCUUCAGAUGUGCCUUCUUCCUCUUCCUCCUCUGAUUUCAUUGCCAUCGUAAUUGAAACAAGGCGUUCUGUUGUAAACAGAAAGAACGUACGACAGCACGGAAGCCACUUCCUGUUUGUGUGUUUGUUUGCUUGUUUGGGGUCAUGUGACGAAGCUCCACCCUAGGCUGCUUCAAUGAAUGUUUAGAAACCAGGGUGACCUUUGACCUACCGACUUUACCGCUUAGUGCCUCCUAGAACAGAGUUCAGGUCCUCUGCGGGCGGUCCGAGGAUCACCAGUACUUAACCUCCAUCAAUCAGCUGAUAAUUUUCUGAAUAAACAACUUCAAGUCUGUGACAUCAAAUGUGAUGUCAUCACAGAAGGCUGAAGACAAACCUGGGUAGGUACCACAGAAGAAGAAGCCUUAAAUUCAAACUGUUCCUGUAAAGGUGAUCAUGUGAUUAAGUCAACCGUUAGUGACACUGGAUUGCUGUUAACAAGCUUUGAAUACAUAAAGUUUUGUUGAAAAAAAAGAUUUCAGGACUUUUAUUGUUGAAACUUCCUACUUUUGUUUCCUGUUUUAAAGGCAUUUAUUCUGAAGGAGUGUCUAAUAAAGUGAAUUUUUACCUUUUUGUAUUUGCCAGAAUAAACAUUUGUUUUGUGUU